Molecule: messenger RNA, 1299 nt
Organism: Aspergillus uvarum CBS 121591
Lineage: Eukaryota; Fungi; Ascomycota; Eurotiomycetes; Eurotiales; Aspergillaceae
Product: proteasome inhibitor PI31 family protein
Exons: 2
Coding region: 85-1164 (359 amino acids)
Biological process (GO): proteasome-mediated ubiquitin-dependent protein catabolic process
Molecular function (GO): endopeptidase inhibitor activity; proteasome binding
Source: RefSeq, a predicted model, not a curated record
GACAUUUUACGCCACCGUCACUCUAACUCUACUUACCCCAUCUUCUCAUAUCUGAACCGACCCACAAUUUCAGAAUACACUAUUAUGGCAGAUGCUUUGGAUCCGAAUGAUGUUUUGGAGCUUGCUGCGACGGCCAUCCGUCAGGACGACGGCGCGUCGCCCAGCCUGAAAACCCCCUACGAGGCUGUCGCUGUGAUCGGCCAUGCCUGCAUGACAGCCGUAGGCUUUCGACUCGUCGGACUGGGCGAGGACCACAAUCUUGAAAGCUCGACCGACAGCCCGCGUCUACCAGCCGACUGGAACGCGAGCACCAGCUUCGCCUUUCGCUACGCUCACUCCCAGUCCUCCAUGCAAUAUCUGCUCAAGGUCAGCCGACUGGGCAACAAGGCCGUGGUGCUAGCGCUGGCCCUGCGUGACGACAAGACGACUUCGUUCGACCUCCCCAUCCAAGACUACAUCUCCGAAUCCGCGCUCCCCUUGUCCUCCGCUGCCGAUCUCCCCAGCGCCCUCAGAGAAACCUUCAUCUCGCCCCCGCGGGUCCGAGAUCUGAUCAACCUAUUCAAAAUCAAUGUCAUCCAGAAACUCGCCCCGGGGCUAUACAAGGAAGGAUACGAGGAUACUGGCCGCCAGUUGCGGGAGGUGCAACAGGAGCGGCCACCGCGACACGACCCUCUCCGGGACGAUUCCCUCCCCCAACCUGCUCGCCCUUAUCCGUUCGACGACCCUCUAGCCGUACCUCCUCGCCGGCCGAUCCCAGCCGGAGACUUCCCUCCACCGGGCUUCGAGGAUGAGUUCGAGAUCCAGAGACCUCCUCGAGGAUACCAAGGAAUGGGCGGUCGGAACCCACUGAGCAUCGGCGAUCGGGAUCUCUAUCCAGCAGGUCUGGGUCCCCAUGAUCCGAUUUAUGGUGGCGUUGGCCCGGGGCUUGUGGGAGGCGGCGGGGGUGGGAUGCAUCCGACCUUCGAUGAUCCCCUCUUUGCCGGACGGCGAGGUGGAGGAGGAAGAGGAGGCUACGAUCCUCAAGCUCCUCCAGGAGCACGAUAUGAUCCUGUUGGACCCGGGGAUGGCGCACCGUUUGGACAAGGGGGGCGGGGACCAUCCUUCGGCGGACGCGGAGGAGGAUUCGGCGGGUUUGGCGGGUUUGGCGGCGGUGACAUCAUCUAAACCACACUUCGGCCCAAAAUUAUUGGAGGGGAGAGGAGGGGAGGGGGAAAGACGUUGUCCACAUGUAGUAUGACUUAAUGACGAAAAUGCUCCACGGGAAUGACUGGCCAUUAUGGAAAUGAAUGAAUGCUAUCG